Molecule: messenger RNA, 468 nt
Organism: Hydatigera taeniaeformis
Lineage: Eukaryota; Metazoa; Platyhelminthes; Cestoda; Cyclophyllidea; Taeniidae
Source: the annotation of a GenBank genome assembly
AUGGCCAAAGUCGGAAAUGGUUUCCAAGUUGGCUUGAGCUGGAUUCCCAUGAGUGGACGCGAAAUUCCGUGCGGUGCGAUUGAAGUCGACGAUGGCAUUUUCGUGGCAAGAGGAGAGUUAGAUGGAGAAAAGAUCCCCGGCAAAUACGUAGCGCGUUAUCAAACAUGCUACGUGCCGUAUGGCGGGAAGGAGCACGAACUCCAAGAGUGCGAGAUCCUUUGUGACACCAGUGUCGGUUGCGAUGGCUCAUGCUACAAGUGGGUCAGAGAUAGCGAUGGCGAUGUGCCUAAGCAUGCAAUUGUCGCCGGAGUAGCAAAUGAUGGUCAACCUCUCUUCGUUUGCAAGGCGCCAGUGGAGGGAGAAUUGUGCGUAGGAAAGGUUCACAAGGGACACUCGUCAGCCUACAUUCCCUACGGUGGCGAGGAGCACUCGGUUGAGAACUACGAAGUUCUUGUUUUGCGGAAAUAA